AUGAAUAACGACAAUCCUAGUGAGAUCAUCGUGCACGGGGACGAACCUUUGAGUACCGGUUCCAAACCCGAGGAAUCUACCUUUCCGCAGAGCCCUGUGUGCUUGGGCGCUACAAUGGUGGCAGCGUCUCCUACGGACCCAAACCUAGCUGACACUAAGAAUGAUGUUACCAUUGCCCCAACACAACUGCUACUACCUAAGUAUGAAGGCCGAGAAGAGUUCCACGCCUGGCUAACACGCACCCGUUUUUAUCUACAGGAAAUACCGGCAAAUGAACGCAGUCGUGCACUAAUAAAGGCACUUGGUCCACAACAACUAGAUAAGACCCUUGACGCUGGCCUGACGACAAAAGUGUCCAUGGAAACAUUGUGCAAACGACUGGAACAAGUACUCCGCCCUACACUAUCUCUUAGUGAGGCCAUCAACGGCCUUAUUGGAAGACGAUAUCAGUCUUCUGAGACGCCGCAGCAUUACGCCCAAGAUUUACUUCGAUUUGCCGAUGCGGCUUACCCAACACUCGCACAAGCCGACUAAGAGAAAGUGGUUCUCCACCAUUUUCUUGAAGGCCUGAUGUUACCGGACCUAAAACACACGUUUAUUAUGCACCCACCGAUUGAACUCCAAGACGCGAAAGCGCGUGUCGAACGCUACCGGCAGGCGAACAAGGAACACAACUUGACCAACACACCAACACCAAGACCAGGAAAUCAAGGAGGAUUCAACCGCUAUGGACAACCGUGGCGUCCGUGGACGUACAGGCAAGAUACAAGAACGGCGACAGGCCGAGGAAACGCCAAUGUACGAUUUCCAACAUACAACGCAAAUUAUCAGCAAAACCAGUAUACACCGCAACGUAGUCCCAAUACGCCAAACAGGUACGCAUGCAGCACGACGACGAAACCAACCGCCAGAGAUGAAGAUUCGGGUACAGUAUGCGUUCCUACUUGUUCUAAUAACUUUAAUGCCAACGCUCCAUUUUAUACUAUUGUAAAAGUCUUCGGUCGCUCAGUUAAGGCGUUAGUUGACACUGGCGCUACAGUGUCGUUAGUUACCAACCACAUAAUGCCUAGUAACUGCAUAGACGACAUCGACACAGUACGUCCCAUACCUACGCUAGUUACAGCUGAUGGAUCACGUAUGCAUACCGCCGGCACACUCCAACUUCCAAUAACAUUCCCCAAUGCUACUAAGGAACACGUUUUUAUAUUCGCACAUAAGUUAGCUUGGGACGUCCUACUGGGGCUGGGUUUCCUGGCUUCCAACCACUGUGUUAUUAAUGUACGCGAUCGCAUCUUAUCCUUCACUCCUGAGACAACGCAGGCACCUUCAACUGGAAAUAUGGAUGAAGACACAGUAAUUGCGUCGAUAACCGCUGCAGUGGCCCUACCAACCACAGAUAUAGGCGACAUACUCCCGAGUGAUGACGACAUUCCCAACACAGACAGAAUGGAGUUGAAAACGCUCCUCGCCAACUUUACAGACAUGUUCGCAUGGCACGACUUAUCAAUAGGGCGAACAUCGCUUAUUCGAUAUCCCAUUGAUACAGGGACGGCGAAACCACUUUGGCAACCCGCGCGUGGUGUUCCGCCACAAUUACAACAAGAGGUUAACGACCUCAUUGAUAGAAUGCUCGCCACAGGGGUCAUCCGACCUUCCAAGUCGCCCUGGGCCUCACCAGUUACACUAGUUCAGAAGAAAGACGGCAAGUUACGAUUCUGUAUUGACUAUCGUCGAUUGAACGCUAUCACCACGCGAGACUCAUUCCCUCUGCCACGCAUAGACGUGACACUCGACGCCCUAGUUGGUGCAAAAUGGUUUUCGACCAUCGACCUUAAAUCAGGUUAUUGGCAAGUCGAAGUGGAACCAAAGGAUCGACCUAAAACCGCAUUUAUAGUACCACAGGGUCUGUUUGAAUUCGAGACCAUGCCGUUUGGAUUAUGCAACGCAGCGGCUACAUUCCAACGACUCAUGCAAGUGGCUUUAACUCCUCUAUACCCGCACUGUUGUUUAAUAUAUUUGGACGAUGUCAUAGUUUUCGGAAGCACGAUAGUACAACAUAAUGACAACUUGAAGGCAGUCCUAACAGCGCUACGCGAAACCGGCUUACGGUUGAACCCACGAAAAUGUCAAUUUCUGCACAAGGAGGUCACCUUCUUAGGACACGAGAUUAGCAAAGACGGCAUCUAUGCAUCACCCGACAAAGUUGCCGCCGUACGAACGUGGCCGACACCACAAACACCAACCGAAGUCCGGGGUUUCGUAGGACUGGCAUCCUAUUAUCGAAGAUUUAUACUACACUUCGCGGAAAUUGCCCGACCUUUGCACAGACUCACCGAGAAAGGCCGGAAAUUCCAAUGGACCGAGGAAUGCCAAAACGCAUUUGAUGAAUUAAAAUCUCGACUAGUAACGGCAUCUGUUCUCAUGUUACCUGACACGCAAACAGAUGCUCCACCAUUCAUACUAGAUACCGAUGCCAGUGGUUUUGCAAUAGGAGCAGUUUUAUCACAAUCUGACACCACCGGCACAGAACGCUCAGUCAGUUAUGCCAGCAAAACGCUAUCCAAGCCACAACGUAACUACUGUACAUACCGACGCGAACUAUUCGCUCUAAUAAAUUUCAUUAAACAAUUCAGACCUUUCCUUCUCGGCAGGCAUUUCAUCGUUAGGACAGAUCAUAAAGCACUCCAAUGGCUGCAGUCAAUGAAGGAUGCAGAAGGACAAUUGGCAAGAUGGCAGGAAUACCUACAACAGUUCGACUUUAAUUGCCAAUACCGCUCUGGAGCAAAACACACCAACGCCGACGCAAUGUCACGGCGUCCAUCACCUUUACUCUCCGAAGAUUUCAUCAGAAAUCCCAGUACAAUUGCCACCAUCACCAUUAGCGAACCAACACGACACCAUUGGGCCAUAGCCCAGAGCAGAGAUCCAGAUACGGCCUUCGUCUAUGAUCACCAGCUACUCGGCAAACAUCGCCCAACAGACGAGGAACUACGCGGGUCCUCGGAGAACGCUAUCAUAUUACGGGCACAAUGGCCACACUUGUUUAUUGAAAACGAAUUACUUUUUUUAAAGACGCCACAGAUAGCAGGCCACGACUCAUAGUGCCAGGCUCACUAACACUGUCAGUGCUCGAAGAUAUUCACCGUGAACUAGGACAUGUCGGACAGUCGAAAACAGAAGCCGCGAUGAGACAACGCUUCUGGUGGCCCCGCUUACGUGAACAAGUAUCCAUCUUUUGCAACACGUGCCCCACAUGUGCUUCCUUUAAAGGACCUAAUCCGAAACCAAGAGCACCAUUACAAUCAAUGCCAUCAGGGUUCCCGUUCCAACGGGUUGGCGUCGACAUAAUCGGGCCACUACCUUACACGACGAGCGGUAAUAGGUACAUACUGGUUAUGGUCGACUACUUUACGAAGUGGGCAGAAGCAACACCGUUACAACGACAGGAUGCAGCCUCUGUGGCGACUGCACUUCUCCAUCAAUGGAUUUGUCGCUUCGGGGCACCCCAUUCAAUCCACUCCGACUGUGGAGCCAACGUCGAAAGCAAACUGAUUCGCGAUGUCUGCGAUCUUCUCCUUAUCCAAAAGACGCGCACAACUCCAAUGCAUCCGGAGGGCAAUGGUCAAGUGGAACGCACGAACAAGACCUUAAUCGACCUUCUAAAAGCUUUUGCUGAAAAUCACCACCCCCAAAACUGGGAUACACGUUUACCAUACGCGUUGAUGGCGUACCGUACUACCCUCCACAGUUCGACAGGAUACGCACCUUUCUUUAUGCUCACAGGCAGACACCUACGAUUACCCGCGGACUCGAAUUUCCCCAUACCAGGAACAGACGAAAUCCCGCCAGACAAAUACGUACUUGAGUUACAGGAAUCCCUACGACUCACCCAUAACUUAGCACGUUCACACUUACGUAUGGCAUAUGAUCGACAAAAAGACUACUUCGACCGACGUACUCACGGGUUACCCUAUCAACGCGGCGACUUGGUCCUACGUUACCGAGCAGUUCCACCCGUUGGAAUACCAGCCAAGUUUUUUUUACCUUUGUGAAGGACUGUUCAUAGUCACCGACAUUAAACUCCCAACCACCUAUAUAAUACGUGAUCUACAAACCCCAGAAGGACCCACCUUUCCAGUACAUUACGACAAAUUAAAACCAUACAGAGGACGACCACCCACGGCUACAGCGAACAACUUGCCCAUAUUACCACCACACCUCGUACCCCAACACACAGACGAAAUUGAAGUCACGUCCCAACCCAACACCAUACCUACACGCCCUGAGGACAGGGCUCCAUCUGAAGGGGGGGCAGUUGUAGCGACUGGACCGAACCAGACCAGUUUGUUUUAAUAAGCAGAAGAAAUAGAUAGAAAGUGUGAGACAGAAGCUGACAAUUUUGUGGUAUCUUGUGCCUUUUAGUGCAGAUACAGGACGGAUUUACUCUCUCCCCCGUGGAAGCCUCCAACUCCACCUCCCCUGAAGUUUUACCUUGAAUCAGCGGACCUGUGUGACGUUUUGGACCUUUUCAUAUUACAUUCAUUUUUCUAUCCAUUACAAUAAACCUUUCUAUUUACAUCUAUCAUUGGAUUAUCCGUGUGUUGCAUGCUUGCGAUGAAUAACGACAAUCCUAGUGAGAUCAUCGUGCACGGGGACGAACCUUUGAGUACCGGUUCCAAACCCGAGGAAUCUACCUUUCCGCAGAGCCCUGUGUGCUCGGGCGCUACACCACUCAGCGUCCACGCCUAAGCGACUCCUUCAGUUGACUUAAACAACACAUCCAAUUUCCUGGUGUGUUAAAAGAUACAACGUUCCAUCUGCUCCUCACCAAAUAUGUCUGAUCAGCGUUGUAAGGAUCUGACGUGGUGUAGGGGUGCCCAGUUGUGGGUCCACGUGACGGUCGCAGAUAGUCGCUCAUUUGCUUGCAGGUGUUGCCUACGCCUAGCGUCCAUUAACUGGCGCCCAACGCCCACGUGUGGUUACCUGAAGUCAGGCUCUGCCUAGUGGCUUCGACUGGCGGGCUAAGUCAGGCGAGGGCGUCCGUGUACGCAUCUCCACAGACGGUAACUUGACUCUGCUGGUCGGGUAGAUCACCCCCUCGUUAUUUCCUAGACGAGACUCCAUCUGCAACACCACAGGAGGCCACAAGAUAACUGAGCCCCUAAGUCAGCGAACAUUGCUCUUUCAUCUUUACCCUUCUUGUUCUUGCUUGCUUGAUUCUGUCUACUUGUUUGUGUUUUUCCUUGUUGUAAGCUAAAUUCCGUUCCGUUGAGUUUCCUCUGCCUGCCUUUGCUUCCUCUAGUUUUCGCCUGCCUGCCCUUCGACUGUUUGUUUGUGUUUUUAUUUGCUGUACGCUUACUGCAGUUCCUUUCAAUCUCUCUGCUUACCGUUUAUAUAUUUCGGCAAACAGUUCGCUUAGGGAAGGACAGGAAAGUUCUAAUUCCCGUCUCUCUACCCUUCCCCCCUUCACGUCCUAAGGCGUGGACGACAGCAAUUUUGUGGGUUGCCCAGGCUGACUCACUAUCCCACUAACCCAAGACGUGGCCCAUAGUGGAGUUCGGCAAUAGUCUAUGACAAUUGCGCAGCCCUAUUUGGAGAGAGCACUACUCACUCCCCCGAGGGGGAAAGGGUGAAAAAGGUGCCUUAAACAAAUGCUGGGAGUCACGUCGUUUGCACGCCGACCGUGGUCCGCAGACGCAAACCUCACGGUCGAAACAACCGAAUCAGAAACACUAUUCUCCCUGUCUUGCCCCCCGCACCUGUCGCCUCACCCUACAGGCUGGUAGGGUGAGUCCGCCCACUCUGGCAGCCUGGAAUGUUCAUUCCCUUUUAGGCAAUCCGAGGAGCAACGAGCCGGAACGGAGGACGACGCUAGUCGUUCGAGGGCUGGCGGGCUACAAGGUGGGUAUUGCUGCACUCAACUAAACCCGAUUCUACGAAUAAGGUCGAUGACCAGACUCGACGCGAUAGGGAACAAAUUAUACGAUGAACUGCACGCACUUCUGACGUGUGUGUCGAGAGCGGAUAAGUUGACUGUCCUUGGUGACUUCAACGCUCCCGUCGGCACAAUCCAUGCGGCCUGGAGAGGAGUGCUGGAUCUCCAUGGUCUCAACGGCUCCAGUGACAAUGGCCUACUCCACCUCUGAAUCUGCGCAGAACACCGGCUCAUCCUGACCAACAUCUACUUCCGCCUUCAGACGACAGAGAAGGCCACCUGGAUGCACCCUCUGUCGCAACACGGGCACCUGCUGAACUAUUUUCUCGUCCGGAGGCGAGACCAGCGGGACGUGCUGGUGACGAAGGCAAUCCCGGGUGCCGACGGUGGGCCGACCAUCGUCUCGUCAUCUCAAAGAUGAGGAUUCGCAUAUAGCCUCGUAGGAGACCUCAAGGUAAGCGGUCCACAGGUAAGCAAAAUAUUGCCUUGUCUUCGCCUGCUCACCAUCUCCAUUUACGCAAUGAGCUAGCUCAAAGACUAACCAGCCUUCCAGACACCGCCGCGGCCGCCGCCAACGAAAACGCCUCGGUGGAGAACCAUUGGUGUCAGCUGCAGGAUACAAUCCAAUCGACGGCCCGGGCUGUCCUCGGUCGCGCAGGUGGCCAACGCAAGGACUGGUUCGGUGACAACGACGCCGCCAUCAAUAACCUAAUCGCCGAGAAGAACCGUCUGCACAAAUCCUACGUCAACUGUCUCACUGAUUACAAGAAAGCAACCUUCUGCAGUAGUCGCAACUUUUGA
This is a messenger RNA of Spirometra erinaceieuropaei, 6736 nucleotides long. NCBI's taxonomy places the organism in Eukaryota, Metazoa, Platyhelminthes, Cestoda, Diphyllobothriidea, Diphyllobothriidae. The record is from the annotation of a GenBank genome assembly.